Messenger RNA from Hibiscus syriacus, 897 nucleotides. RefSeq names its product 3-oxoacyl-[acyl-carrier-protein] reductase FabG-like. The transcript has 3 exons. Gene Ontology annotation, molecular function: oxidoreductase activity. The record is from RefSeq and is a predicted model, not a curated record. Lineage: Eukaryota; Viridiplantae; Streptophyta; Magnoliopsida; Malvales; Malvaceae. Bases 25 to 780 code for a protein of 251 amino acids.
GACAUCCACCUUCUGUUGUUGGGAAUGGCGGAGCAGCAGCAGCAACUAGAGCCAUGGACGGACCUCAGCGGCAAAGUGGUCAUGGUGACGGGAGCAUCUUCCGGCUUAGGGCGUGAGUUUUGUCUUGACUUGGGCAAAGCCGGCUGCCGUAUCGUGGCUGCCGCACGCCGCUUAGAUCGCCUUAAAUCCCUCUGUGAUGAUAUCAAUCGCCUCCACUUUACCGGACCUCAGUAUAGUGGUCUUCGAGCAGUCGCCGUCGAGCUCGACAUAUCUGCUGACGGAGCCACCGUAGAGGGCUCUGUGAAAGCAGCUUGGGAUGCCUUUGGGAGGAUCGAUGCUUUAAUAAAUAACGCUGGCAUUAGAGGUAAAGUGAGGGAUCCAUUGGAAUUGUCGUCGGAGGAGUGGGAUGAAAACAUGAGAACUAAUUUAAGAGGGUCAUGGUUGGUAUCAAAAUAUGUUGGGGCACACAUGCGUGAUGCAAAUCAAGGAGGAUCCAUUAUCAAUAUUUCUUCCAUUGACGGUCUUAAUCGUGGCAAAGUACCCGGAGGCUUGGCUUAUGCUUCCUCCAAAGCUGGCCUAAACACGUUGACAAUGACCAUGGCCUUGGAAGUAGGGAUGCAUAGAAUCCGAGUGAACUCGAUAUCACCUGGGCUUUUCGAAUCGGAGAUCACGAAAGACCUAAUGAAGAAGGAAUGGCUAACAAAUGUGGUCAAGAAAGGGGUCCCUUUAAGAACACUUGGUACGGUAGAUCCAGCACUGACAUCGCUGAUUAAUGCUUAAUCCAUGAUUCGUCGGAAUACAUAACCGGUAACAUCUUCAUCGUCGAUUCCGGGCUACCUUGCCUGGUGUUCCCAUAUUUUCUUCACUUGAGGAUCUAUUAAAUCUUUAUAAAUAAGG